AGUCUUGCUAUAGCUUUAGUUUAGUAACUAGUCUGACUGAUGCACUUUGUAACUGGACUAGCUUUGGAACAUUUGCCCUCUGAGGUCUUUGGAGUCAUUUAGAAUAAAAGUGGAUAAACCUGCUUUUGCACUGGGGGAUUUUUACUUGUUUUUCCACAUUGGGAUUCAUUUUUUGAAAAGUUUGGAAAUGUGUUCUGGAGGGAAUCAGAGGACUCUGGCUGCUAUUUGCACCAUCUUGAUAUUUGUUGUAUGUUCAGCUGAAGGAGAGGCGUCCAGAGGCUGUUCCCGUUCCUGCUCCUGCCCCCCGUCUCCACCCUCCUGUCCGCUCGGAGUGAGCUGGGUGCUGGAUGAGUGCGGCUGCUGUAAGGUGUGCGCCCAACAGUUCAACCAGAACUGCAGCCCUGACCGACCCUGUGACCACAUCAAGGGCCUGCGCUGCCACCUAGGGGCCGGAGGGGACCCUCGGCGUGGUCUCUGCAGAGCUGAGGCUCAGGGCCGUCCGUGUGAGUUUGCUGGCCGUGUGUAUCAGCACGGAGAGGAUUUCCAGCCCAGCUGUCAGCACCAGUGCAGCUGUAUGGAUGGUGUGGUGGGCUGUAUGCCGCUGUGUCCACACAACAUCCCUCUGCCCCGCAGACACUGCGCCAACCCGCAUCUGGAGACGCCACCUGGACGCUGCUGUGAGGAGUGGCUGUGUGACGAUGAUAACAGCAUCAGGGAAGACCCACCGGACCCCCGUCCCCAUCAAACCCCAUCCAACCACAUCAGCAAACUCACACAGAGCCCUAACAGCAUCCUGUCCCGGAGGGGCUCCUUUCAAGAGUGGGCGUCCCUGCCAGUGUCUCGGGUUCCCUUCCCAUCAUCCGAAUGUUUCCCACAGACCACUGACUGGUCCGGAUGUUCUGCUUCCUGCGGGUUUGGCAUCUCGAGUCGUGUGACCAAUAGUAAUGCCCAGUGCAAGCUUGUUAGAGAGACUCGCCUUUGCCAGAUCAGAGAGUGUGACAUCACUCCAGCUAUGAAGAAAGGAAAGACGUGCAGGCAAACGGUGAGGUCUCGGGAACCGGAGCAGAUCACGUUCGCCGGCUGCUCUACGGCUCGCCGCUACCGGCCUCGUACCUGUGGCUCGUGUGUGGACGGCAGGUGCUGUCAGCCAUCCUCAUCCCGCACGGUGCGCCUGCGCUUCCGCUGCCCGGACAGCGAGAACAUCACGCGUAACGUCAUGUGGAUCCAGCGCUGCCACUGCAAUAAGAGCUUCUGCAGGGUUCAGAGAGAGCGAUCCUCACCCGCCGUCAGCCUUCACAAUGACAUACACACCUUCUCUCACUGAACACACACUCACACACAACGCGCCAUCACUCCAUAAUGGCUAAAACUCACUUUUCACUCUCAAAGGACAUUCCAAAAGAGUUUCCUGAACUAUAGAAUAGUAAACUGUACUAGACUGUAUAAAGUUUUUGCACUUUAUGUGUUUUUCCUUUGCUUUGACCUACAGGCCCUGAUUCUCAUGAAAACAUGUCCAGGUCACUUUUCUUGAGGAUUUGUCAGAAGGCAUUGUUAACUGUUGUUAGCCCAUCUUUCGGCUUUUAUUUAUUCUGUUAUUUUUCAAUCUGAAGUGCUGAUUGUAUCUUGAAGGAUUUAUUUGGCAUCAGAUGAAUGACUUCCUGUCACUCGAUGGGUAAGAGAAUGCACUAGUAAUGAGGGCAGUGAGGUAUUACCUGAUUAAGGGAUAAAAGGAAGACUUUUUCAAAUAUUUUUUUCUGUCCAUUCUUCACACUGAGUUUUUACUCGUAUAUUAAGGUGUACAGCAAUUUUCAUGAGUUAAUGUGUGGAGGAAAGCAGGGUAGAGAUGUGUUUUUAGCACAGAUGAGUGUGAGCGGAUGGCUGGAGACUUGCUUUGUCUUUUGUACCGUGUACAGGCUUCACUAUAGGUGGAGUGACUCUUUGAGACUGCUUCAUUUUUCGGGGCAUCCUUUAAAUUCUAGAUGCUCUCUUGUAUCGAAGUGAACGACUAUUUGUAUAGUUAAGAUAUUGAAUAUAAAUGACUUCGCUGAC
Messenger RNA from Sinocyclocheilus grahami, 2049 nucleotides. Its product is annotated as protein CYR61-like. The transcript is spliced from 5 exons. Gene Ontology annotation, molecular function: integrin binding; heparin binding. Gene Ontology annotation, biological process: signal transduction; positive regulation of cell differentiation; positive regulation of cell migration. NCBI's taxonomy places the organism in Eukaryota, Metazoa, Chordata, Actinopteri, Cypriniformes, Cyprinidae. Gene Ontology annotation, cellular component: extracellular region. The record is from RefSeq and is a predicted model, not a curated record. Bases 188 to 1324 code for a protein of 378 amino acids.